GAGCCGCCGCCGAGGACUCAGCUGCCUCCCCCUCGAGCCCCCUCGCUUCCCGACGCUCCGUCCCCCCCGCCCGCCUUCUCCCGCAGCCGCCUUCCGCAGGCCGUUUCCACCGAGGAAAAGGAAUCGUAUCGUAUGUCCGCUAUUCAGAACCUCAACUCUUUCGACCCCUUUGCUGAUGCAAGUAAGGGUGAUGACCUGCUUCCUGCUGGCACUGAGGAUUAUAUCCAUAUAAGAAUUCAACAGAGAAACGGCAGGAAGACCCUUACCACAGUCCAAGGGAUCGCUGAUGAUUACGAUAAAAAGAAACUAGUGAAGGCGUUUAAGAAGAAAUUUGCCUGCAAUGGUACUGUAAUUGAGCAUCCAGAAUAUGGAGAAGUAAUUCAGCUACAGGGUGACCAGCGCAAGAACAUAUGCCAGUUCCUAAUAGAGAUUGGACUGGCUAAGGACGAUCAGCUGAAGGUUCAUGGGUUUUAAGUGCUUGUGACUCUGAAGCUUAAGUGAGGAUUUCCUUGCAAUGAGUAGAAUUUCCCUCCUGUCCCUUGUCACAAGUUUAAAAACCUCACAGCUUGUAUAAUGUAACCAUUUGGGGUCCGCUUUUAACUUGGACUAGUGUAACUCCUUCAUGCAAUAAACUGAAAAGAGCCA
Arvicola amphibius (Eurasian water vole) is the source of this 645-nucleotide messenger RNA. It is a transcript of the gene Eif1, whose product is annotated as eukaryotic translation initiation factor 1. Gene Ontology annotation, molecular function: RNA binding; translation initiation factor activity; ribosomal small subunit binding. The transcript has 4 exons. The record is from RefSeq and is a predicted model, not a curated record. The coding region runs from base 133 to 474 and encodes 113 amino acids. NCBI's taxonomy places the organism in Eukaryota, Metazoa, Chordata, Mammalia, Rodentia, Cricetidae. Gene Ontology annotation, cellular component: eukaryotic 43S preinitiation complex. Gene Ontology annotation, biological process: translational initiation.